Messenger RNA from Fraxinus pennsylvanica, 699 nucleotides. The record is from the annotation of a GenBank genome assembly. NCBI's taxonomy places the organism in Eukaryota, Viridiplantae, Streptophyta, Magnoliopsida, Lamiales, Oleaceae.
AUGAAUCAGUUAACAACUCAAGGCCGCUCUUUGCCACCUCUGUUUCAAGCUAGAGAUCUUCAGCUCCACCACCACCAAUUCCAGAACAGCCAGCCGAAUCUUGAUGAUAAACAAAGCAAAAACAGUAGUAUAAACCGCAGCCUAAAGCGAGAUCGUGAUGAAAAUUACGGUGUUUCCACCACCACCACCACUACCGGUGGCAGCGCCGAUGCAAAUGCACUCAAAUCCCAUGUAAUGGAGGUUGCCGAUGGCUGCGAUAUUCAAGAAAGUGUGUCCACUUUCGCCACAACGCGACAGAGAGGUGUUUGCAUUCUGAGUGGAAGCGGCAUUGUGAAUAAUGUCACUGUAAGACAACCUUCUGCACCAGGAUCUGUCGUGACACUACAUGCCGGUGGACAAGGCCAAGUAGUCGGGGGCAAUGUUGUCAGGUCGCUUUUCACUUCUGGCCCUAUGGUGAUUAUGGCAGCUUCAUUUGGUAACGCAUCGUAUGAAAGGCUAACUCUAGAGGAAGAACCACCAAUGGCCGUGGCACCAGGCCGCGGAGCCCUUGGAUCACCACAAGGAAUUACUGGUCCUCAAGGGCAACAGCUUAUGCUUGAUCCCAACACAAAUCUUUUUCAUGAGAUGCCUUCAAAUCUCCUCACUUCAAACAAAUUACCCUCCGAAGCUUACUGGGGGACAGGUCGCCCUCCUUUUUAG